Arachis stenosperma is the source of this 633-nucleotide messenger RNA. RefSeq lists its product as uncharacterized. Bases 1 to 633 code for a protein of 210 amino acids. The record is from RefSeq and is a predicted model, not a curated record. The transcript has a single exon. Lineage: Eukaryota; Viridiplantae; Streptophyta; Magnoliopsida; Fabales; Fabaceae.
AUGAGGAUUAAAAAGUUUGAGGAGGAGAUCAAGAAAGUAGAUGAUAUGGUCAGUAAAGGAGUGCAUGAUGGAACCUUGGAAGCAAGAAGGAAGGCACUGGUCAGCUCUUGUAAGAGGUGGUAUAUCAGGAAGGAGGUACAUUGGAAGCAGAUGUCAAGAUCCAGGCAUGCAAAGGAGAUGGACAAAAAUACUCGGUACUUUCAUAAUUUAGCCUCAUCUCGAAGGAAGAACAAUCGGAUUGAUGCUUUAAUGAUUCAUGGAAGAGUAGUGAGGAAUCAAGGCAGGAUUAAGAUGGCUAUAAGAGAUUUCUACAAGGACUUGUACCAACAGGAGGUGUCACCUAACGUAGGCUUUCGGGAUGGGUUAGUAAUGCAGAUAGAUAUGGAAGAGGUAAUAGAACUGAAGUUGAUGCCAUCUGUUGAAGAGAUAAAGCAGGCAGUACGGGAUUGCGAGUCAACAAAAGCACCAGAAAGUGACGGAUAUAAUAUGAAUUUCAUCAAGAAGUGUUGGGAAGAAGUUGGGCAGGAGUUUACUGGAGCAGUCUUGGAUUUUUUCGGUCUUCUAGGUUACCUAGAGAUUCGAAUAUCACUUGGGUGGCGCUGGCGCCGAAGUUUGUUGGGGCUAAAGAAAUAA